GCACAAAGUGUAGUCGGCUGGAUUGUCUUGUUUUCGUGGUGUCGGUUUCCGUUUCCAAGCGCAGCCAGCCAACCAACCAAUAUGGCGAAGAAGUCUUCCUCUGGUCGCUCCAGCGCCCGCCCACGAAAGACAGCAUCGACGAUCGUGGAUGAGGCAAAGGAGCCAUCGACGCCAGCAGAACCUGAGGAAGGCGAGGAGAAAGAAGACGUGUUUGUUGAUCCAGACACGGAGAUUCCAGGCGUGCCCCCACCACCGGAGCAGCUGCCUCGAACCUUGCCCGCUUCAGCUCGGCUCUUCACCAUCUUGCAACCAACUUCCGACGAGGGUGUGUACCUUAAAGAGAAGCUGUGGCCAACGCUGGAGCUUGCACUCGACAAACUCAUCCUUGCCAUCAAGUACCACAUCCCACGCGACAUUCGCCAGCAGUAUGAAGAUCCUUCAAUGGCGUUUACAAAGCACCCGGAGCACGCUGUCAACUUCAACCCCAUUGACUGGCUGGGCACGUUUCUCAAACGGCACAACCCAUACAACCCUCCUGCUCUGACCCACGACCAGGCAGCAGCGAGAAUCCAGGCCGCAUUCAGGGGGAGUCAAGUGCGGAAGAUGUACAAGGUGUUGAGGGAAGAGGCAAGAAGAAAGAAGGAGGAGGAAGAUCUGGCGCGUCGACGGGAGGCGGCUGCGCUACGGAUCCAGGCCGCAUACAGGGGACACAGCGUACGGCUCGAGCUCGCAACAGGCAGGCUGCACACCCGCCACUAAUGGCAGUGGUGUGUAGUGGUGUGCAGUGGUGUGAUGACAGGGGUGUAGUGGUGUGGUGGUGUUGAGAGGUUGCAGUUGCUGUGUGGCAUCAUGUUGAUUUGAUGCGUCAGCGUUCAGUGUUUACAAUUGUGGCGGCAACGAUGAUCGUGGCAUGCGAUGUGCGCAUGUACGCGUGUAUGAGAUUGAAGAGGGAACAUGUAACAACAACAGCAACAGGGCGCCCGCACACAUGCUUGGGGUUGGGCGCGUUGUUUAUCGCAUCCAGCUCCUCUCGUUACCGCCAUGUGGGAGCCAAAUUAAAACCAGCAAGCAAGCGAA
Salpingoeca rosetta is the source of this 1077-nucleotide messenger RNA. RefSeq lists its product as uncharacterized. The record is from RefSeq and is a predicted model, not a curated record. Bases 82 to 759 code for a protein of 225 amino acids. NCBI's taxonomy places the organism in Eukaryota, Choanoflagellata, Craspedida, Salpingoecidae. The transcript has 8 exons. Gene Ontology annotation, molecular function: protein binding.